AAUGUUUCCGUUUAACGUUACUCUCGCCUGUUAACACCUGGUUCGUAGAACUGAUAACAAAAUAUAACGUCCACUUCUGUCGUUUUCUCCACGUAACAGUAACAUAUGGUUGGUUAGGUUGAGUUUACCCUCAGGUAAAACAAGACGCCCACCUGGUCCACCAGACUCCAUCAUGUCCCCAUCGGCCUGUGGACACUGACACAGCUCCCCUGACGCCGUGCAGAGGAAAGCAGCUGGAGGGAAGCCGGCUAGCAUGCAGCACUGGCCCGGUGUCUCCAGGAGGCGGCGCUGCUGAGAGGUGAUUGGUCGGUGAUAGGUCGGUGAUCGUUCAGUGAUUGGUCGAGCUGAGCUUAUGUCUGCUGAACCGGCCAUGGACGACUUUACCACCAGGACGUACGGCACAAGCGGCCUGGACAACAGACCUCUGUUUGGGGAGACGUCUGCUCGGGAUCGGAUCAUCAACAUGGCAGUCGGGGGAUUCACCUCUGUGGUCGUUCUAGUGACUGUGAUCGGUUCCUUCGUGUUCCCUUCACUGCCUCCACGACCGCUUAAUGUCUUCUUCGCCGUGUGCAUCCUGUUAACCUGUGGAUCCACCAUAGUGCUGAUCUUCUGGUACCGACAGGGCGACCUGGAGCCCAAAUUCAGGAACCUGAUCUAUUACAUGCUGGCGUCCAUCGUGCUGCUAUGUCUAUGUGCCAACCUCUACUUCCAUGAUGUCAGGUAAAGACGAGGAGGAGGAGGAGGAGGAAGAAGGGAAGACAUGGCCUUGACAGACGGAGACACGUGGAAGGACUAAAUGAUGGACCGACAGUGACGGAAAUACAUGACUGAAAAAAACAAAAACCAAAAAAAAACCAAAAACUAAUCACACACUAACUUGAAUGAAGUUCCCACCCGGCUCACAGAGGAGCUGUCGGACCAAAACCAGUGAGACUUUAAUGGUUCCAGUGGGAUGAAAACUGUCUUGUUGGUACCGAAUAAUACACACACACACACACACACACACACACACACACACACACACACACACACACGACUUCACAAUGUAGAAAUCAUGAUGUACUGUACGAGGCCAUAAAUCUGCCUGGAGACACACACAGCUGGAGGAUGAAGUUAAAGAGCAGCAGGUGUGUUUACAUGCACAUAAACAUCAUUAUUCAUCAUUAUUACAGUCAUACUAAUGUAAUAAUGACAUGGUAAUAAUAUGAAGCUCUUCAGUGCAAGAGUUUGAUAUGAUGAGGUCAUAAUGAUGAACAGUUAAAGGAAAAAUCUGCCCUUUCUUUUGUGUUGUAUUACAAAUCAAUGUCUUUUACAUGUUUUUCUCAGAUUGAUUAUAUUUAUAUCUUUAAACACAUUGUUAUAAUAACUAUUCUAAGCAUCACUGCCUUUAAAGUCUGUGUUCACAGACCACAUUUAUGACGACAACUUAAUCAUUCCAAACUCCAAUAAAACACCUGCCGAACCUCCAUUCAGACAGAAUGAAGCAUUUUAACCAUCUGGAAAUUACAACUUUAUUUACAGUCAUUCCACAAGACAAAGACAAAAGAUAAGAAGACGUCAGUCAGUGUGACCUACACUUCCUGAGUACAUCGCUAUCUGUGCACCACUUCACUGCAAGACCACCCUUAUAAAGGAUUAAUGAAUGGUUUAUAAUCAGGUUAUUAAUUGGCUUGUUAACACUUAAUAAUUCAUAAAUAAACAAGUUAUAACACAUUUUUCAUACGUUGAUACUAUUCAGUUAGAUCAAGUUAAUGUUUACUACUCACUAAUCUGACUAACGAGUCACUUCCAUUUAUAACGUAAAUAAAGUAAUUGAUCAAUUAUAGUAACUCAUUAUUAAACUUACUCCUUCCACCAGUUCUAAAUAAUAGUAACUCAUUAGUCAGGUUUAUGAGUUCUAAGCUUUAACUUGCCAAAUAGUAUCAGUUUAAAAACUGUGUUAUAAGUUGUUAAUUUAUGAAUUAUAAAUUGUUAACUGAAUUAAUAGCCUGACUAUAAACCAUUUAUAAAUUCUUCCGUCAUCUUAUUUUGAAGUGGUACCAUUAUCUCUGAUGUCGUCAUGAACAAACUUCCAUAAAUCUGCUGAAAAAUCGUGGAAAAGAAGCUUCGAAACGUUUUUAACUUUUCUUCAGUUUCACAUUAAUCCAGUGACAGAUUCUUUAAAUGUACCAGGACAAACCAGGUUUUUACUUUUAACAACAGUACAUUUGAUGAGGUUUUACAUGGUCUUUAUCUCAUGAUGACUUAAUGAAGGUGUUUGCAUGUUAGCAUGUUCCCAUGUAUCAGAUUAGCAAAAGAAAAUUUUUUUUCCCCACACAAAAAUCUAAUUUCACACUGAGCCAAUAAAAAGAGAGAAAGAAAAGUUUUUCACUUAAAAUAUAAGGACACGUCGCCCCAGACAUGAUGUAAAUGACUUACUUUAUUUAUUAUUAAUUUACUAAAAUGUAAACAAAACAAAACAAAGCUCAAAAGAGAUCGCCAACAUUUGAUGAGCUUUGUUCUCCUGAUGGCUUUCACUUCUUCUGUGAUACUGGUUCCUAAAUCGGCCCGUUGUGUUGGUGUUGGCAUGUGUCCAUGUCAAAAAACUGUUUUUAACUUCCUCCAUUUUCACAUAAACACUGAGCUCAAGCAGAAGUACAAGCAGCGAUAACGUUAGAAUGACAUCACCACCAGCGCUUGUUGAUGAAGUCUUGUGGAUGAACUCAGUUUGACAUGUGUUCAGAUUUCUCAACCAGGAAGUGAGUUAUGAGCAUGUAAACACACCAGGUGAAGCAGGAGGCGGGAAACAAACCCUUCCCUCCCUCCCUCAGUUCUGUGGACUUUAGCACAAACUAGCUAACACGGCAAUAGCACAACAGCAUCAGGGUUCUGUGGCAAAUAUAUGCAACAGUUUGUAUGUUUUCCUUUUUUUUUCUGCUUCUUUUCUGCUUUUUCAGCUUAUCUGAUUUUCAUGGUGGGAUUUAAUUAAUUUUCCAAAUCAAGUCUCGCUAAGAGGAUUUUUUUUUAAUUAGACCUAAAUGCUGAAUUACACUGACUCACUGCCAAUUCUUGCACUAAGCGUAGCUGAAUUACACUUUUGUCUAAGCCAUUCACACACACACACACACACACACACACACACACACACACACACACACAUACACACACACAUACACACACACACACACACACUCACUCACUCACUCACUCACUCUCAGGCCAGCUGUAGCACCAAUGAAGAUGAAUGGAGGUUUUCCACAUGAAUCUGUAAAGGUCUCUGUAUCACGUCAAUGUGUCCGCCAUCGGGCGUUUUUGCACUGUUAAUCCUGCUUUUUACGAACCUGAGCUUCUAGUCUGUCGCACCACGUAGCUUUAAGUCACUGUUUUUACAUAAAGACUGAGAGUUAUAAUCAUGAAGACGUUUGUGUUGUAGGUCUAUUUCAGCCCAACACGUUUGGUUCAGAUGUAGCAGGUUAGAAAAACACUAUGGUUUACAGAGUGUAGCUGCGUUAGUGAAGGCAACGCAAUAACAGGAAGUUAAAGCUGACGCGUUCAUGGCCUCAGUGUUCGGUACGUUUCUCCAUGAUUUGGUCACAUAGUGUUGCUCCCUGUAGGAAAUGCUAACAGCCUCUGAUUUCUCUGAGUUCACAGCCAGCAGGUCUAUCAAAAAUAAAAUCCAGUAUUAACAUUAAUAGUAUUAUAGCAGCUACACUGAUUGUGUCUGGUUUCACUUAAACUGCUAUAAAUAAAAAAGCUAAUUGGCUAACCAUUUAGAAAUAAUGUGAGAACAUUUUUGCCCAACUAAAUGCUAACACUAGUAUGCUAACGUUAAUAUUCAGCAGGUAUAAUGUUGACAAUCUGUCAGUAGUUUUGCAGAUGUUUGGACGUAAACCCAAUUAGAUUUUGACCUGAUGGUGGCGCUAGAGGAAAAGUGAAGAGAUCAGUGAAGUCAUUUCAUUUCAUCAUGAGGCCGAGAAGAAUAUCUGAAGCAGAUUUCCUGACCGUCCUGUAGCGACCAGCAGAUGCUGCCGUCGUGCUGCUAGCAUGGCGGGGGAGGUUUUAUCUUAUUUUUCUGAACCCACAGAUCUGUCAGAUCCUCUGUCGCUCCAGACAAACAUUUCAUCACUUCAGGCAGAAAACACAUCAUCAGCGGGAUCAUGAAAAUACUCAUGAAGUAAAGACCAGCUGAUGUGAAGAGCCUGAGUUUAAUGUUUUGACCAGAUCAGAGAAACGUGUCGAACACUGACGUCCCACAAAGAGCAAAGUCUUCAAACACACCGUAGCACUGAGGUUUCAUUUGGUCUCAGUGGCUCUUAAACUGAAGUUAAAGUCGAGAUUCAAUCACAAAGUCAGGCUGCAACAUAAACACAGAUCAUGAAGACUGGAUUCAUCCUCUCUGUCCAAAUCAAGACUGCACAAAGAAAGCUGGACUCAAAGUUCAAAUCUCAAAGAAAACGACUGAUGUUAUUUUAUUUAUUUAUUUAUUUUUAUCAACAAAUCUCAUGAAGACAAAAACCAACGAUGUUUCAACAUUUUUCUAACUUUUUAAUCUUUAAAAACACGACACAAGUGUAUAGUUGCAUUUUUUAAAAGCUUCUGGUUUUUUCAUGACAUUUGUUGACAAUAAUAAAAAUAUAAAAUAUCACCAGGUUUGUCCUUUAAUAUAAAACAUGAGGCAAGUUGCAGCUUUAAAGUGUAAACAGCUUUGUUUACAGAUGUUCUGAGUCACACGGAGUCGAAACGUCCAGGAGAGGGAGCCGACCUCGCCACGACUGUAGGACUGUCAAAGCCAGGUGUUUCUUUUUUAUUUAAUAUUUUAUGGAAUAAAUAAUUAUAUACCCUGAA
Messenger RNA from Seriola aureovittata, 4824 nucleotides. RefSeq names its product transmembrane protein 243, mitochondrial b (gene tmem243b). The record is from RefSeq and is a predicted model, not a curated record. The transcript is spliced from 5 exons. NCBI's taxonomy places the organism in Eukaryota, Metazoa, Chordata, Actinopteri, Carangiformes, Carangidae. The coding region runs from base 353 to 724 and encodes 123 amino acids.